Oppia nitens is the source of this 4035-nucleotide messenger RNA. Its product is annotated as fatty acid synthase-like. NCBI's taxonomy places the organism in Eukaryota, Metazoa, Arthropoda, Arachnida, Sarcoptiformes, Oppiidae. The transcript is spliced from 5 exons. Gene Ontology annotation, biological process: fatty acid biosynthetic process. The record is from RefSeq and is a predicted model, not a curated record. Bases 1 to 4035 code for a protein of 1344 amino acids. Gene Ontology annotation, molecular function: fatty acid synthase activity; oxidoreductase activity.
AUGUUAAAGAUUUUAGACAAAUUGUCCGCAACAAUGAAAGAUGAUAAUAGAAAUUUUGAUUCAAAUUCAAUUAGUAAAAUGUUAACUGAUCUUCAAAUGCAACCCGAGUUUGAUAUGAAUAUGGAUGUCAUUAAUCAGGUGUCCACUAAUGAACACCUGAUUCGUACACUUCUCGAUAUUGUGAGCGAGAAUUAUGUGCCGAAAAAAGAAAUUAAAGUUUUAGAGAUUAAUGUGACCAACGCUUUAAUGGCUCAAGAAAUUGACAAUCACUUGGCUCACGCAGCUAUUUAUCCAAUUGAUGUCAACUAUACUAUUGCUACCAAAUGUAUUGAUAAUAUAAAUGAUGAAUACAAGAAUAAGUCGUUUAAAUUGACUGAAUGGGACUAUAAGUCUUCGGCAUUUCCAUCAGAUAUAUCACAACUCGAACUCAUUGUAAUGAAAGACACACAAGACUUAAAAGAUGUCAAACUUGAUGUUUAUCUUCAAGAAGCUUACGAUGCAAUUGUUUCCAAAGGAUUCUUGUUAUCAGUUUUUAAGUACAAAUACACUGAACCGGAACUACUGUUGAAUUCAAUGAAUGGACGCAAAAAUAUGAAAAACAUUGAGUUAGAGAAGAGAAUCAAUGACUUCACCACAACUGCCAUUCAAAUGGGUUUCAAAGAAAUCGGUAGAAAAUAUGAUUCAAUUAAUUCAAUGGCUGUACUCUUUAGAAAGAUUGAAACCAAACCAACGGUUCCGGAAAAACACAAUAUCAUUGAAAUCAAUGCAAGCGAUAUGUCGUGGUUUGAGACAUUGAAAACAAGAGUUACAGAAAAUAUUGACACAAAAGAUAACAUUUGGCUCAUUGCUAAUGACUCACAACAUAAUGGUAUCGUUGGUCUAAUCAAUUGUCUUCGUCUGGAACCGGGAGGCGAUAGUCUUCGUUGUCUUUUUGAUUGCAAUUCAAACAAAUCUUCGAUUAAAUUUACAGAAAAGCCAUAUUCAGACAUUUUGAACAAUGAUUUGGCAAUAAAUGUAAUAAAUGAAAGAUUAGUCGGUACUUACAGACACAUAACUUUACCCAAAAAUUAUGACAAAAUCCCGUCAAAUGAGUACUUCUUGAAUGUCGGUCUAAACAGAGACUUAUCUCAUCUUCAAUGGUAUGAUUCACGACAUAUCGUCACAACCGAUGAAUUUUACGAUUUAUGUAAUGUUCACAAACAUCAAAUAAGAUGUCAUGUCUAUAGUAGUGGACUUAACUUCAGGGAUGUCAUGUUAGCCACGGGUCGACUUAUUUCUGGUCCGGAAACUCUAUUCACUGAUUGUUUGCUGGGCUUUGAGUUCGCCGGUCGUCGCAGUGAUACUGGAGAGCGUGUCUGUGGUUUCAAUAUGAGUCGCUGUUUUGGUACAACUAUUGACGCCAAUGAAAAUCUGAUAUCUCCAAUACCAGAUAACUGGUCUAUGGAUGACGCUAUCACUAUAUUGAGUACAUAUAGUACUGUAUGGUAUGGGCUAUUAGAAAGAGGACAACUAAAAAAAAAUGAAAGUGUUUUGAUUCACUCGGCAGCCGGKGGUGUGGGACAGGCGGCCAUCAAUGUGUGCCAAAAGUAUAACUGCGAUCUCUAUGUAACUGUUGGUACGGAAGAUAAGAAACAAUUUUUAAUGAAUGAAUACAAUAUACCAGAAAACAGAAUAUUCAGUUCACGUGAUAUUCAGUUUAAAUAUAAAAUUAAGGAAUUGACUGAUGGAAAGGGAGUCGAUUUGGUACUUAACUCUUUGACCGGUGAAAAACUUGAGGCCAGUUAUGAAUGUGUUGCCGAUUGCGGUCGCUUUGUUGAGAUCGGCAAAUAUGACUUACAAAUGAACAAACAAAUGGGAAUGUUUUCAUUUCUUAAAGACCUCUCUUUCAUCGCUGUUUCCGCUGAUCGUAAACUGUAUUUGACUCAAGAUUUUGGUCAAAAUUUUUUCAAAUGGAUGAACGAAAACUGUACCAACGGUUUAAUUAAACCAAUUAAUAGGACUGUAUUUAAGGCAGAAGACGCUGAUAAGGCUUUCCGUUAUAUGACAACCGGUAAACAUAUUGGAAAGAUUAUCGUUAAAAUCAGAGAUGAAGAAACCAUUAAAAGUCAAUUACUUGAUAUCAAACCCGCAAAUGAAAUGACAGUAAUGACUAAGACUUACUUUGAUCCCAACAAGACUUAUAUUAUAACAGGAGGUUUGGGAGGAUUUGGUAUGGAAUUAAUGCAUUGGAUGUUAUUUAUGGGCGCACGAAGACUUGUAUUGACCUCUAGAAAGGGUAUUAAAUCUGAUUAUCAGAAAUUUCUUUUGGAAAGAGUGAAGGCUUUGGGAAAUAGAUUUAAGUUUUUUAAUACAAAGGUUAUUGUGUCAACUCAUGACACCAAUACCACUGAAGGCACUAAACAAUUACUAAGUGAAGCACACAAAUUGGGUCCAAUCGGUGGUGUCUUUCAUUUGGCUCUUGUACUCAAUGAUUGUCUUUUAGAAAAGCAAACUAUUGAUGGUUUUUGUGAAACUAUUGACUCGAAAGCAAAGACCUUUGAAAACUUGGAUCGCAUAACACGUCAAAUGAGUAUAGAUUUAGAUUAUUUUGUUGUCUUCUCAUCCGUCGCUUGUGGUAAAGGAAAUGCCGGACAAUCCAACUAUGGAUACGCCAACUCUGUAUGUGAACGCAUAUGUGAGUCCCGACGUAAUGAUGGACUGCACGGUUUGGCCAUUCAAUGGGGACCUAUUGGUGAUGUCGGUGUGCUGUCUGACACUGAGAUGAGUUCGUUGUCGGGAAUCGUCAAACAGCGGAUCAAUUCAUGUCUGGAAAUCUUUGAUAAAUUGCUUCAAACACCACAAGCCGUAAUCUCGUGUGUCGUUAGGGCUAAACGUGUUACACAACAAGGCAGUCGAGAGUCAAAGAUUGUUAACCAGAUAUGGCAGGCAUUGGGUAUCGAUCCGCGCACUACACCCGAUCACUUGACUUUGGGUGAGAUCGGUAUGGAGUCUAUGUUUGCCGUUGAGUUACAACAGGGAUUAGAAAGAGAUUACAAAAUAAAGUUGACUAUGAAUGACAUCAAAUCAAUAACAGUCCGACACAUCAAAGAAUUUGAAACCGGAAGAGUGGAUCAAUUCAAGAAAUUUGCCGAAGAGUUACACAAUGCCAGAGAAAAGUUGGCAAAAAUCAAGUUUAUUAUUCCUUCCGAUGCCUACACACCGUUAAACAGUGUGCGCACCGGUAAUCCCGUAUAUUUCUUGCCCCCACUCGAGGGUAUAUUUUCUUCACUCGUAGGAUUGGCAGAACAAAUCAAUCGACCGGUAAUUGGAUUGAAUUGGACUAAAGAUAUGGAAAAAAUAGAUGAUGUGAAAGAGAUCGCCAAUUAUUAUACAAAACUAUUGAAGACACUCCACCCGAAAGGCAACUUUGACAUUGUUGGCCACUUUUACGGUGCACUACUUGUUGCCAAAAUGUUAAGGAAAUCGCCGAUACGUCGGGCCGUUAUUAUUGAUACUAUUUCUGAUAUGGAAGUCGACGAAGACAUGAUUAGCGAUGAGGCCAUCAUUGAAAUGCUAAUCAAAUUUAUAUGCAAAGACUUGCCUAAAGUUAUUAACGAAAAGCUCGUUCGCGAACUUAAACUUAAACCUGAUAUCAACUCAAAGCUCAGUAAAAUUAGUGCAGAUAUUAAAGAGUUUGUCGGCAAAGGGUUUGUUGGCCGAGACUUUGAUGACAUAUUGAACCAGUCGUUCAAAAGGGCUAAACUUUUUGGCAAUUAUCGACUAAAAAUGAAAAACAAAUUCAAACAAAUCAAACUAAAUAUUGGCAAAAAAUAUCUUGAAAUGAGCGGCAAAUUACUGGUUAUUAAAGCCGUGGCCAAUACUUUUGAUGACGAUAUGAUCAAUACAACUGAUAAGAUUUGGGACUCAUACUUCUUGCCCGAAAAGGGAUUGGAAGACAAACUAAACUUUAAGACAGUUAGAGGUGACUCUGAUAACGACAUGAAUAUUGUGUUCAAUCAAAUUGCUGUCUCUAUUAAUCAAUAUUUAUUGGAUUAA